AUGGGCAUCCUCGAUCUUGCCGACGAACUUCUACGGAUUAUCCUCGAGCAUAUUGCUUCAGAACCAGAGAAACUUCUUAGCUUGGAGCGUCGCGCUUACCUGUCACAAGAGAGCUUCAAACCACCCCCACCAAUUGAACCGGAUCAGGCCGAAACAAUCGCGAACGUGAGACUCACGUGCAGGAAGUUUGCAGACCUCGGCGCGAUCCAUCAGUUUUCGAGGGUGACGACAAGAUUCUCGAGGAGGGGCCUGGAACGCCUAGAGAACAUUGCAAGCCAGCGGCAUUUGGCUGAGCGGGUCAAGAAGUUCAGCUAUAUGGUACCUUUCUUUUACGUAGAAGGACGAGAACGCGUGCAGGACCUCCUCACAACAUUACCAGGCGAUCUGGGACUUCUUGACGCAAGCCAUUUUGUGCAGAAAGUAAAAGAGCAGAAGGAUAUAGUGCGAACACAAGAGGAUGCUCGAGUACUCACACUUGCGAUCUCGGCGUUCACUUCACUUCAGCAUGUCCAGAUACUACGGCUACAAGACCAAGAAGACGGCAUGCUCAUGCAAUACAUCCGGACACAUCACGAAGUCAGCCAAAUGGUCGAACUGAAAUGGCCACCAGCUUGCCUGCAUUCAACGAAAACAAUAGGCGAAGCAUUGAUCGCAUCGAAAUCGCAGUGUUCUAGGUUUUCAUCACCUAUGCUCAGUCCAGUGAGCGUCUUGGGCGCUGCGAAUAAUCCGCCAACCGCAAUGGCACUCCUCGCGGAACGACUGACCUGUCUCGAACUCCACUUUGACGACGGUCUAGAUCUCGAUCAGCGGAUGAGGGACCUCUCGUCAUUGUCAAAGGCUGUAUUCACAGCUGCGAAGAACAUAGAAGCGGUUCAUAUCGGCUUUCCUUCGCACAGGCCGCUCACACUGAAGCUUGAAGAGAUCUUCCACAACGUCAAGUGGGACAAACUACAAGCCUUUGGUAUCCAGGCGUGGCGCCUGGAGGCAGAUGAGAUUAUCGCACUUGCCAGGAGACACAAAGAAACGCUGCGCGGCUUAAGAUUACGAGAUGUGUUGUUGAAAGAAGGCAGCCGAUGGAGGGAUGUUCUCUUGUUCUUGCGGGAGAACAUGUCACGACUGGACUGGGUCAGUCUCCGGCGGAUCGACUACGAAAAGCACUUUGAUGAUGCCUGGACAAUGGGUGCAGAGGUACCGGACGAUCCCCUAGGAAGCGACAGCAGCGAAGAGAGCGACGAUUGGGAUCCCCACGAUGACGAUUACGAUCCGGUCGAUGACCAGGAUGAACCAUACAUCGGGGACGACGGCUCAGUGGGCGACUCUGAUUCAGAUGCAGGUUCGGACGAGCCUGAGGAGGGUGGGAACCUGCAUUUUCCACCGCUGUCCCCGGAUACACCCGCCUCGGUACCAUGGUGUACUUGUAACGGUCAUAUGGAUAGCGUGGACUUGCUGAACGACGACGGUGGAUCAGUGACAAACGCGCAGCGGAAGUUCUGGGAGAAGUGGGUCGUCAGAAAGGUGUGCACCGAGCAACAUGGCCACAAAUGA
Didymella exigua CBS 183.55 is the source of this 1545-nucleotide messenger RNA. RefSeq lists its product as uncharacterized. The record is from RefSeq and is a predicted model, not a curated record. The coding region runs from base 1 to 1545 and encodes 514 amino acids. The transcript is spliced from 2 exons. Lineage: Eukaryota; Fungi; Ascomycota; Dothideomycetes; Pleosporales; Didymellaceae.